Mytilus californianus (California mussel) is the source of this 3481-nucleotide messenger RNA. RefSeq names its product toll-like receptor 4. The record is from RefSeq and is a predicted model, not a curated record. Gene Ontology annotation, cellular component: membrane. Gene Ontology annotation, biological process: immune response; inflammatory response; toll-like receptor signaling pathway. NCBI's taxonomy places the organism in Eukaryota, Metazoa, Mollusca, Bivalvia, Mytilida, Mytilidae. The coding region runs from base 25 to 933 and encodes 302 amino acids. The transcript has a single exon. Gene Ontology annotation, molecular function: transmembrane signaling receptor activity.
AUAAAUUUAAGUCAUAACUAUUUAAUGGACAUAACAUUUGACACUUCACAUUUAUUGUCAAUUCAAAUUUUAGAUUUAUCGGAUAAUUCAAUCACACAUUUCAAUGAAACAAUUAUGACUGCUUUUACUACUCUUUUCAAAACUACAGAUCUAAAAAUAGAUUUGACUUAUAAUAUGUUGCAGUGUAGUUGUAAUACGGUAAAAUUCCUCCGAUGGAUGUUGGAUCACAGUGAGCGGUUUUUGAACCAGGAACGCUACACGUGCAAAUUUGAAAAUGGAAAUAUUGCUAACCUAACAUUAUUAAAAGAAACGGUUAACCAAAUCCAAAAGGAAUGUUCCACAUAUACGACAUUGAUCGUCUGUUUGUCCGUUGGAAUAUUUGCAGCAAUUUUAAUUUUAUGUUCUGGCUUAAUUUAUCGACAUCGAUGGACACUCCGUUAUAUGUAUUACACAACAAAGAGUAAAUAUUACCGUUAUAAACCAGUCGAAAUGGACGAAGUAUUCACAUUUAACGCUUUCGUCUCCUAUUCUGAUAACGAACGUGAUUUUAUCGUAAAUGAAUGGAUUCCAAAUAUUGAACAAACAUGUGACAUAAAACUGUGUAUCCAUCAACGAGACUUUAUCCCUGGUGAAGACAUUACUGUAAAUAUAACGAACGCUAUCCGUGAGAGUAAGAAGACCGUGUGUAUCGUUACACAAUCGUUUCUUGAUUCUUAUUACUGUAUAUUUGAAUAUAAUAUGGCAAGAAUGGAUAGUAUUUACUCCAGAGGAGGACGCAGUACCAUAUUCUUGGUAUUCUAUGAAAACAUACAACCAAAAGAUCUUCCUCUUGUCAUGUUAGAACUCGUUCAACAGCAGUCAUACAUAGAAUAUCCUCAUGAUCAGCAAGGAAAUGUUGUAUUUUGGGAGAAAAUCAAAGAAGUGCUCGGAUAAAUUUACAUAUUCACUCUAUAAACCGUUUUCGAUUGACCUGAAAAGUUGAAUUCUUCAAGCAUUGAAUAUUCAUAUGCCUAUUACAAGUAGCUCUAGAUCUCGUAACAGAAGAGUACGUGGACGUGUAAGAGACGGAGAAUAAUAGCCAUAACUUUGCUUAUUUAUAUACAUGUAUCAUUAUCUUUAUUUUUUAUGUCUAUUUAUAUAAUUACAGUUUUGAGUACUUAAACUAAUCCAGGAUAUCAGGUUAUUCAACACAAAUUGAUAAUUUAGUAGUUUGGAAUUAUUGAUAUAACAGAUAAAUUGUUAAGGAACAAGGAAUAUUAAAAAAAUAAAUAUUGCCUGGUUGGUAUAUUUAGAAUGGAAAUUACUGCCAAAAUAUAUCACUGAAUUAUUUACACACACAUGACACAUGUUUUUUUUACUUAUUUUCCCCCCUUAUUUAUAGUCUUGUUGUCUAUGAACUUCUCAUUAAUAGACAGACAAUCUAUUAUUAUUUUGUUUUAUAUUUUUGAAUUAUUUAUAAUAUUUAAUUCAUACAUGCGGGUAAAGCAAUUUUACAGAAGAGCCAUGUCAAACCUUAUGUUAAAAUGUUAAACAACAAUAAUCAGGAUUGUCAAUGGAUGAAAUCAGAAAAUCCUCUUUUGGUUUUAAAAACGACCUUUUUAUUUGUAUACUCUACAACCACGUGUUUCAUCACAAUAUACCCAAGAACUCUCUUGUGAUAUAGGUGAAUGCAUAGAAAAAGAUAUUGUUCAAUAUAAAAACAUGGACGAGAUUUUGCUAUGUGGUCAUUUUAACGCAAGAAUAUGUUCUGAAAACGAUUGUUAUGUAUUAUGAACGAUGAUUCAUAAUUCACUCCAUUUUUUUAUACAUAUCCUGCUUACAAACACAUAUUGUCAAGAAAAAGUCAAUAUCAAAAGUUGAUCAAAGAAGUAAAGAACUUUUGGAUUUUUGCAUUUGUAAACAUAUAAGAGUCUUAAGGAUGUACUUAGGUCAGGUUUAGGAAUUUUUGUCAGAUGUUUGGACUCCUUGUUUUUUUUCCUACGAUACAGGGUAAAAUAUUUUGCCCCAUAACACCCAUUUUUAUUUCCAUAUAAGACAAUAGCUCAUAAAAAUUCAUUUACCAAAAUUUAAGCAGAUUCUAGAUUUCUUUUCUUUCGAUUUGAGACACAAAUAAUACCAAUGCAAAUAUAAGGUAAAUGUCCGAGUCAGCCUUUUCCCAUUUUUUUAAAAUUAAAUAUCUCUAAAAGGAGAUCCAUAACCUAUCAAUAUUUAAGCUUAUUUUGUACCUUAACUAAUGCUCUUCUGACUUAUAGUAUCAAUUAUAAAUUUAAGAUUUUUUUUUAUUUCACCUAAGUACAUCCUUAAACGGCAUAGUUAUUGGGGACACAUAUGAUAAUUAUACAUGCUAUACCCCUAAUGUGCAAGUGUGGUUGGUUAUGUUGCUAUGUCGGAGGGGAUAUUGUAUGUUUAAUGAAUCUAGAUCUAUUCCCACCUUAUCUGAUUGUCAUAGUCAAUUGAAUUAUUUCAUAUCUUUCAUAUCGGGGCCUUUUAUAGUCGACUAUAUGAUAUGUUUUUCUCAUUGUUGAAGACCGUACGGCUGCCUAUAAUUUCUUACAUCAACUUCAUUUGAACUUUGGUGGAUAGUUGUAUCAUUGGCAUCAUACCACAUCUCCUUAUUUUUAUAUACUUAAGGAAUGACUGUAAUAUUUUUUCUGUCUAUGAAGAAAUAACAUAAAAAAUGUGGUGCACACUGAAUGACGCGCGUAGCGGGUUAUUUAAAAGUGUGUACCACAUUUUUUAUGUUAUUUCAAAUAGACAGAAAAAAUAUUAAAGUCAUUCCUUAUAAUUUAAUUCUAAAAAGAAGUAAAUAAUGAUAAAAACGUUGAUGACGUCGCGGUCACAUGACAAAAUUAUGUCUAUGAUAUGAUAGACAAAACACUUUCAGCCAAUCAGAAGACGUGUUACAUCCAAAAUUAAAUUAUAUACAUAUAAAUAAAUAUUUUUUAAAUUGUGGUUGUAUUUACUUAUUGAUUUAAAAGUCAAACAAAUAUUAGUCCUUAUAAAUAAGGAAAUGGAAGAUAUAUAUUGAUUUCUUCUAUAAAUGAAAAUGUUCUUAUCUCCUAACGGCAUCGUCCCUUGGUGUCAACUGCAUUCAAAUUACCUAGCUGCUACCUGUUAUGCCUUUGAUACAGAUAGGUUAGACACAUUUCCAUAUAUAUAUUAAGCAUGUCAGUCAGUCUUUAAAGUAUCACCCCUCGUGUCAGUUGUAUUUAUGAUACAGCUCCACUAUCUUACUUACUGUUGACACGGGAAGGACUGUAAACAUGCUGAACUUUUUGGGCAACUUUAUGUUUAUCUUUUAUAUAACUAUGUAUUUUUUUUCUGAAUAUAGAAUCAGCCACACUUGCAUUGUGUAUAAUAAAAGCUUAAGCUGCUUAAACAAUUACUUACGAAAGUUAUAUAUCAUUUAAUUUUAUUGAAUGGUAUUUGUUUUCAAUCUCAAAUUAUAAUGUUGUUGUCUUUUCAAAUGUGUAUUCCCUUC